AUGGAUCCCUCACCGACCGUGCCCUCAAACGCUCCUUUAUUGGACGUCCUCCUGCCUCUCCUGCCUCUCUUUUCUCAGUAUCUCGCCUUGCUAUCAGGUGCUAUAACGACGAGUAUUCGAGCAGUACAAUGGGCACUCAGCAAAGCCUCGUAUCCCGUCAUUCUUCUCUCCCCAUUUCCUGUAUUCAUCUAUGUCUUUGCGCCGCUCAUCGUAUUCACACAAGUGGCCCUGGACAUCGUGGUCUUCACUCCGGCGCGGACCAUCCUAUCCCUUCUUGAACUCGUCUACCCUCUUUAUGUCCUCAUGGGCAUCGCUUGCAUAACGGGAUUAUUAGUUGGUGGAAUUGGCAGACUGUUGACAUUGCGGAUACUGGUUUGGGGUAUUGCUUUACCCGUAGAGAGAAGUAAGGCAGGAUAA
Messenger RNA from Guyanagaster necrorhizus, 417 nucleotides. RefSeq lists its product as uncharacterized. The record is from RefSeq and is a predicted model, not a curated record. Bases 1 to 417 code for a protein of 138 amino acids. The transcript has a single exon. NCBI's taxonomy places the organism in Eukaryota, Fungi, Basidiomycota, Agaricomycetes, Agaricales, Physalacriaceae.